AUGGCAGAGACAAACCUCACCUUAGUGACAGAAUUCCUCCUUAUUGCAUUCACUGACUAUUCUGAACUGGCACUCCCUCUUUUCCUCUUGUUUUUACUUACCUAUCUCAUCACUUUAUUGGGGAACUUGGGAAUGAUCAUUCUGAUCCACAUGGAUCACCAGCUCCACAGCCCGAUGUACUUUCUUCUGAGGCACCUGUCUUUCAUGGACAUCUGCUACUCCUCUGUCACUGUUCCUCAGACAAUGGCCGUGCUGUUGGAGCACGGGGCAACUUUAUCCUACACACGCUGUGCUGCUCAGUUCUUCCUGUUCACCUUCUUUGGUGCCAUUGACUGCUACCUCCUGGCCAUUAUGGCUUAUGACCGAUAUGUGGCUGUGUGCCAACCACUGCUUUAUGUCACCAUGAUGACACAGAAGGCCCGUCAAGGUUUUGUGGCUGGGGCUUAUGUUGCUGGUCUCUUCAGUGCCUUGGUGAGGACUGUCACAGCAUUCACACUCUCUUUUUGUGGGAACAAUGUGGUUGACUUCAUUUUCUGUGACCUCCCUCCUCUUUUAAAGAUAGUGUGUGGGGACAGCUUCACUCAGGAAGUGGUGAUUAUCGUGUUUGCCGUUUUUGUCAUCCCUGCUUGCAUGGUGGUGAUCUUGGUGUCCUACCUGUUUAUCAUUGUGGCCAUAAUGAGGAUCCCUUCAGCUGGAGGCAGAGCUAAGACCUUCUCUACCUGUGCCUCCCACAUCACCACAGUGUCACUCUUCUUUGGUACCCUGAUCUUCAUGUACCUGAGAGAUAACUCUGGACAGUCCUCAGAAAGAGAUCGUGUGGUAUCUGUGUUCUACACAACAGUGAUCCCCAUGUUGAAUCCCCUCAUCUAUAGUUUGAGGAACAAGGAAGUGAAGGAAGCUCUGAGGAAAAUUCUCAAUAGAGUCAAGCUUUCCUAA
Molecule: messenger RNA, 936 nt
Organism: Castor canadensis (American beaver)
Lineage: Eukaryota; Metazoa; Chordata; Mammalia; Rodentia; Castoridae
Product: olfactory receptor 9Q1-like
Biological process (GO): G protein-coupled receptor signaling pathway
Cellular component (GO): membrane
Molecular function (GO): G protein-coupled receptor activity; olfactory receptor activity
Source: RefSeq, a predicted model, not a curated record